Molecule: messenger RNA, 2161 nt
Organism: Danio aesculapii
Lineage: Eukaryota; Metazoa; Chordata; Actinopteri; Cypriniformes; Danionidae
Gene: kcnj9
Product: potassium inwardly rectifying channel subfamily J member 9
Exons: 7
Coding region: 67-1581 (504 amino acids)
Biological process (GO): potassium ion import across plasma membrane; regulation of monoatomic ion transmembrane transport
Cellular component (GO): plasma membrane
Molecular function (GO): G-protein activated inward rectifier potassium channel activity
Source: RefSeq, a predicted model, not a curated record
UGUUACCACACAUACACACAGACACACACACAAUUUGGCUUAUUAUUUAACACGCACACAUCCAAAAUGGCAUUGGACAACACCGGCUUCUCCUCAUGCCCUGAAGAGUCCUUGUCCCUCCCUGUUCCUGAGAAAGGGGAGGAGCCUGUGGAGGAGGCCCCAAAGGAAGCCCCGCCCACUGAAGAACAGAAUACUACUUCUGAGGAACUGGGGCACGUGGUAACCACGGAGACAGCCCCACCCACACAGGCUCCAUCCAAUAACAGCAUGUCCUUCCAGGACAAGAUGGCUGCAAGGGAAGCCCAGGCCAAUCAGCACAGGAAGAAAAUUCAAGGGGCGGGGCAAGAGAGGGGCAAGUUCGGAUGGGCGCGCAGCAGACGUAAGAGGCAGCGUUAUGUGGAGAAGAACGGCCGCUGUAAUGUGCAGCACGGUAACAUGCGUGAGACUUACCGCUAUCUGACGGAUAUCUUCACUACCCUGGUGGAUCUGAACUGGCGCUGCUCUCUGCUUGUGUUUGUCAUGGCAUAUGCCGUCACUUGGCUCUUCUUUGGAGCAAUAUGGUACCUCAUUGCAUACUGCAGAGGUGAUCUAGAUCAUUUGGAGGACGAGUCUUGGACUCCGUGUGUGAAUAACGUUAAUGGCUUCAUCUCUGCAUUCCUGUUCUCUAUUGAAACGGAGACGACCAUCGGUUAUGGUCAUCGUGUCAUUACUGACCAGUGUCCGGUGGGAACCAUGUUGCUGCUGCUGCAGGCCAUACUGGGAUCCAUGGUCAACGCUUUCAUGGUUGGCUGUAUGUUUGUGAAGAUCUCCCAGCCGAACAAGCGUGCAGAGACUCUGGUGUUUUCUCGUAAUGCUGUCAUCUCACUACGCGAUGACAAGCUCUGUUUGAUGUUCCGCGUCGGAGACUUGAGGUCCUCCCACAUUGUGGGCGCCAACAUGAGAGCCAAACUUAUCAAAUCCAAACAGACACAAGAGGGUGAGUUUAUUCCGCUAGAUCAAACUGAUAUCAGUGUAGGCUUCGAGACAGGAGAUGAUCGUCUGUUUCUGGUGUCUCCUCUGGUGAUCUCUCAUGAAAUCGAUGUUCGCUCUCCGUUCUGGGACAUGUCACAAUCUCAGCUGGAGAAAGAGGACUUUGAGAUUGUUGUCAUCUUGGAGGGGAUGGUGGAAGCAACAGGUAUGACCUGUCAGGCGCGGAGCUCUUACCUGGCUGAAGAGGUCAUGUGGGGUCACAGGUUUAGUCCCAUGAUGUGUCUUGCCGAGGGAUUCUUUGACGUGGAUUAUGGGGCAUUUCACCACACGUUUGAGGUAGACACGCCCUCCUGCUCUGCAAGAGAGCUGGCAUUGGCUGCUGCCCGUUUGGAUGCUCAUCUUUAUUGGUCGAUCUCCAGUCGCCUUGAUGAAGAGAAAUGGGAGGGGCCUAAUCUGACUGAGCAAACAGGGAAAUCCACUGAUUCAGAAUCUGUCAAAGAGAGCGACGGGCCAACAUUUACUGUGGGCGGAGUUACAAAUACCCAGGACCAGUCGGUUGUAGGGGAGCAGAACGGCAGUGUCACCACUGACCAAUCUGAGUCUGAGGCUUAAAUGGAUUCAAGAAUGUAAAAGGUACGAAGGAGUCCACAGUUGAUGUAAAUUUAACUUUAGACUGGAUUGUUCUGCAGUCCAAGCCUUCUUCUUCAAGUUAGAUUUUUAAAUGUAUAGUCGCUAAUGCCUAGCAUAUAGAAUACUUUCCCCAAGGGGGAAAUCCUAGCGUCUCCUUGCUGUGUUUCAGUCUGAUUGAAUCUUAUCUUUUGAUGUUUCACAACAACACUGCCUUUGAAUUCACACAGUAGCUCUGUUUCAAACCCUAGUGAGCUCCCUUACUGUCUGCUUUCUGAGAUGACCUGUGACGGAAACAUAAAGUGUGUUAAAACAUGUCUGAAACAAACUAUCAUAGAUCCUAUUCACACCUAGUGUUAAGAUGUAUUUUCAAUAAUCCCAUCACAAGCGGAUCACUCUGGGUGGCAUAUUGAGUUAAUAUAAGGUAUCCAUCAUUUAUUUAUGAACAAUAUGAAACAAGGCAAUACACUUUAUAGUGACAUACAAUAAUUUGAUAAGAGUGCAUUUGAGAAUUAACUGAUUUUUCAUAAACAAAAGUCAUGCUUUAUAUUGAGGGCUUCGAAGA